Molecule: messenger RNA, 924 nt
Organism: Penicillium antarcticum
Lineage: Eukaryota; Fungi; Ascomycota; Eurotiomycetes; Eurotiales; Aspergillaceae
Product: RTA1 domain-containing protein
Exons: 3
Coding region: 1-924 (307 amino acids)
Cellular component (GO): plasma membrane; fungal-type vacuole
Source: RefSeq, a predicted model, not a curated record
AUGGCUGAACAACUUCAGCUGGGAGUGGGCUGCCAUGCCUACAUCGAGGGCGUGGAGACUUCAUACGGAUACGUCCCUACACUAGCAGCAGGCAUCGCAUACUGUACACUUUUCGGUCUCUCAAUGAUCCUGCAUACAGUUCAAAUGGCCUGGAAGCGAACAUGGUGGACGAGCGUAUUCAGCAUCGGAUGUUUAGUCGAAGUAAUUGGCUGGGCAGGCCGUACCUGGUCAUCCAAAUGCCCAUAUAGCUCAACCGCAUUCCUAAUGCAAAUCUCCACCCUCAUCAUCGCCCCAACCUUCUACACAGCAGGCAUCUACAUCCUCCUAGGCCGCUUCAUCCAACUCCUUGGCAACGAAUCCUCAAUUUUAAAGCCAAAGCUCUACCUCUGGAUCUUCUGCACCUGCGAUGUAAUCUCGCUAGUCGUCCAAGCCGUCGGCGGAGGCAUGGCCUCCGGAGAAGCGGGCCAGAUCGACGGCGAUACAGCGCCAGGAACGCACAUCAUGGUUGCCGGCAUUGUCUUCCAACUAUUCUCGAUUACGAUCUUUGUUUUCUGCGCGGCUGACUUUGUCCGUCGCACGAUGCGCCGCCGCCUGCUGCAGUCGCUUACUGGGUCGGUUAUUCCUUUGUUUGCUGCGAUGGUAUUGUCUAUUGUUUGCAUCUAUAUUCGGAGUAUUUACCGGACUAUUGAGUUGUCGCAGGGUUGGUCUGGGUAUCUUAUUACUCAUGAAAGUUACUUUAUUGCGCUUGAUGGUGCCAUGAUGAUUGUUUGUGUCGCUGUCUUUAAUGUGCUUCAUCCUGGUUGGUUGUUGCCCAGUGGGAAGAAUUUCUCGUCCAAGCCUGACAGGCCAUCUACUGAUGGACUGGAAAUGAAUAGCUCUGUUGAUGGGUUGGAGGGGAGCCGUGGUCCUCCUCUUCAUUGGUGA